AUGGGCAGCCGGAGGGGCUUCGGGUUGUGGGCGCUGCUGGCGCUGGCUUGGCCGGGGGGCUGCGCGCCCCUCUUCCCCUUCGGCCCGGGGCGAGGCGACGCGGCGCUGGAGCCCGGGGACGACGCGCGCUCCCCGCCCCUGCAGCUGGGCGUCCCGCUGCGCUUCUACGGCGCCAGCGCCGACUCGCUCUAUGUUCUUACGAAUGGUAUCAUUGCUGUGACUGAACCACCAAGGGAAGAAGAUUAUCUUGGUCAAUUUCCUCUGAGUUUUGGAGGUAUUGCUCCCUUUUAUGCUGAUUUGGAUACCACAGGUGGACAUGGGAAGGUCUAUUACAGGGAAGAUUCAUCUCCUGAUGUCCUCCAGCUUGCUGCCAAGUACAUUAAAAGAGGCUUUCCGGAUACUACCUUUCACCCACACAGUGUUGUCAUUGUUACUUGGGAUUCUGUGGCUCCUUACACAGGACCUGGAGAAGAUGCCGUUUUGCAAGUCAAGAGAAACACAUUCCAGGCUGUUUUAGCGUCUUCUGAUUCCAAUUCCUAUGCUGUUCUCCUUUAUCCAGAAGAUGGUUUGCAGUUCUAUAGUACGCAUUCUAAAAAUGAUAUGGAAAUUAUCCCUGCUAUUGUUGGCUUUAGUCAGCCCUCCACGAAUUACUUCAUAUGGGUAAAAGCUGGAUCAUACAAUAUCAUAGCUAAUGAGGAAGAAGUCAUUGGGAAUCUUCACAGGAGCAGUAAUGUGGGAAAACAAGGGGUCUGGGCAUUUGAGAUUGGUAGUUCAGAUAAUAUAAAAUUGCCAAAAAUUACUCAAACUCCUGCCGGUGCAGAGUAUAAUGACUACGAUCAGUUCCAAGAAGUAACUACAGACUCUUCCAUAUUACACCCGGAUUCCAUCGAAAUAAGUCAACAACAUGAAUCAUCUAUUACCAGAAGAGGAGAUCAACUCUAUGUUAGUUACAAUUUGCCUCAGAUAGAAGGAGAAGAUGGUUUGCAGUCUCCAUACCAUUUUUUAACAGAGCAUCCUCCAGUUAAUCCUCCACUCCCAACAGGGAGAAACCCACCUCUCCAGUUUCCAGGCCAACAGUUUCCUCAGCAACACCCUCAGAUUAUAGAUGUGGAAGAAGUUGAUGAAACUGGAAUUGUGUUUCGUUACAAUACAGACGUCCAGCAAACCUGUGCAAACAACCGUCAUCAGUGUUCUGUUCAUGCCACUUGCAAGGACUAUCCAAAUGGCUUUUGUUGUAGCUGUAUUGCUGGUUACAAAGGAAAUGGCCGGCAGUGUGUAGCAGAAGGCUCUCCCCAGCGAGUUAACGGGAAAGUCAAGGGACGAAUCUUCGUAGGCAACAACCCAGUUCCAGUUGUAUUUGAGAACACUGACCUCCACUCUUACGUUGUGAUGAAUCAUGGACGCGCCUAUACUGCUAUCAGCACAAUUCCAGAGGCUUUGGGCUUUUCCUUGCUUCCUCUUGCCUCCAUUGGCGGAGUCAUUGGAUGGAUGUUUGCCGUGGAACAGCAAGGACAUAAAAAUGGGUUCAGUAUUACAGGUGGUGAGUUUACAAGACAAGCUGAAGUUACAUUCCUCAACAGUAAUGACAAGCUGAUCAUCAAACAGAAGUUCAGUGGAAUUGAUGAACAUGGACAUCUUACAAUCAGCACAGAGCUUGAAGGCAGAGUGCCCGAGAUCCCAUUUGGUUCUUCUGUCCACAUAGAGCCCUAUAAUGAGCUCUAUCAUUCUUCUAGUUCUGUUAUCACAUCAUCAUCUACCAGAGAGUACACUGUGACAGAACCAGAAAGAGAUGGGGUCUCGCCAAGUUACACAGUUCCUUACCAAUGGCGACAGACGAUCACAUUUGAUGAGUGCAUUUAUGAUGACUCUCAUCAUUCUGUUUCAGCCACACAGCAGUUAUCAGUGGAUAGUGUCUUUGUCUUGUAUAACAGAGAUGAACAAAUUUUGCGAUACGCAAUGAGCAAUUCAAUUGGUCCUGUCAUUGGUGAUUCAGCCGAUAUAAACCGCAAUCCUUGCUACACGGGCUCCCACGGCUGUGACACCAAUGCAGCCUGUCGCCCAGGAGCAGGCAGUCAGUACAGCUGUGAAUGCUCAGUCGGCUUCCGAGGAGACGGCCGUGUAUGUUAUGAUAUAGAUGAAUGCCUGGAUCAGCCAACAGUGUGUGGCAGCAAUGCAGUCUGUAAUAAUCAGCCAGGAACUUUCCGAUGCGAAUGUCUAGAAGGAUAUCAGUUUUCAGCUGAUGGACGAACAUGUGUGGCUGUUGAACGUGUCGUCAAUCAUUGUGUGACAGGCACACACACUUGUGAUAUCCCUCAGCGUGCCCGCUGCAUAUACACUGGUGGCUCUUCUUACAUCUGCACAUGCCAGCCUGGCUUCUCUGGAGAUGGGCGCUCCUGUGUGGAUACAGAUGAAUGUCAGCACAGCCGCUGUCACCCAGAUGCUUUCUGUUAUAAUACUCCAGGGUCCUUCAGCUGUCAAUGUAAAGAAGGGUAUCGUGGGGAUGGUUUCCAGUGUGUGUCAGGAGAACUAGAGAAGACAAAAUGCCAGCAUGAACAGGAACAGGUUUUAACUUUUGGUCCAAGAGGACCCAGGCCAGUUGGCCAGUUUAUCCCUCAGUGUGACGUCUAUGGGAACUAUUUGCCAACUCAGUGCCACUCCAGCAGCGGAUAUUGCUGGUGUGUAGACAGAGAUGGUAACGAGAUUGAUGGCACCAGAACUGGCCCAGGAAUCCGACCUCCAUGUCUGAGUACAGUUGCGCCUCCUGUUGUAGUUGGACCCUCUGUGAAACCAGAUGCAAUUCCUCUGCCUCCUGGAACACACUUGCUCAUUGCACAGAGUGGAAAGAUUGACCAUGUCCCUCUAGAGGGGAACGCUAUGAAGAAAUCAGAUGCAAAAGCUUUGCUGUAUGUGCCAGAUAAAGUUGUCAUUGGAGUUGCCUACGACUGCUUGGAGAAAAUGGUUUACUGGACAGACAUCAGCAGCCCUUCCAUUAGCAGAGCAAGCCUCGGGGGAGGUGAACCAACAUCCAUCAUAAAAACAGAUUUGGAAAGUCCUGAAGGAUUAGCUCUCGACCAUCUUGGACGCACCAUAUUUUGGACAGAUUCUCAACUGGACAGAAUAGAAGUUGCAAAGCUAGAUGGCAGCCAGCGCCGAGUGCUGUUUGACACUGACCUUGUGAAUCCCAGAGCCAUUGUAGCAGAUCCUAUGAGAGGAAAUCUUUACUGGACAGACUGGAACAGAGAGGCUCCUAAAAUUGAAGCUUCAUACAUGGAUGGCACCAAUAGAAGGACUCUUGUGAAAGAUGAUUUAGGGCUACCCAAUGGACUAACAUUUGACACUUAUUCUUCAUUGUUAUGCUGGGCAGAUGCAGGCACCAAAAGGGUUGAGUGUAUGAACCCCAAUCAGCUUGGUCGCCGAAAGAUCCUUGAUGGAGCCCAGUAUCCUUUCAGCAUUACAAGCUAUGGGAAGAAUUUAUUUUACACAGACUGGAGAAGAGAUGCUGUGGUAGCAGUGGAUUGCACAGUCUUAAAAGAGAAUGAUGACUUCCAGCCCCACAAGCGCAGUCGUCUUUAUGGAAUAACUACAGCCUUUGCUCAGUGUCCACAAGGUCAAAACUAUUGCUCGGUGAAUAACGGAGGCUGCACUCAUCUAUGCUUGGCUACCCCAGGGGGCCGUUCUUGCCGGUGCCCGGACAACACUAUUGGUGUGGAUUGUAUAGAAAGAAAUUGAGAGCUGCAGCCUGGAAUGUUUCCAACCACUUUUUGGUCACGUACUGUAAAUAAAUAGUUAAACGGCCAGUCCCAUGCAAGGAAAGA
Molecule: messenger RNA, 3815 nt
Organism: Euleptes europaea (tarantolino)
Lineage: Eukaryota; Metazoa; Chordata; Lepidosauria; Squamata; Sphaerodactylidae
Gene: NID1
Product: nidogen 1
Exons: 20
Coding region: 1-3729 (1242 amino acids)
Biological process (GO): cell-matrix adhesion
Molecular function (GO): calcium ion binding
Source: RefSeq, a predicted model, not a curated record